ACAAUAUCAACAUCUCUAAAUUGUCUCACUCCUUUUCACUUUAGCGAGGCAAAAUUUGUCACAUUUCUUUGGCAAAAUUUGCAGUUUGUGAUAAAUCAUUUAAAUAUCGUCAAGUACGUCAAGAGCGUAGCACAACACCCCAGACAAGAGACACUAGUUAAACCAACAACGCAGCAAAAUGCCUAAGAAUAAAGGAAAAGGUGGCAAAAAUCGUCGUCGUGGAAAGAACGAAAACGAGUUCGAAAAGCGUGAGCUGAUCUUCAAAGAGGAUCAACAGGAGUACGCACAGGUGACCAAAAUGCUGGGCAAUGGUCGCUUGGAGGCAAUGUGCUUUGAUGGCGUCAAACGUCUGUGUCAUAUUCGGGGGAAACUUCGUAAGAAGGUUUGGAUCAAUCAGGGCGAUAUAAUACUGGUCGGCUUGCGUGACUAUCAGGACUCUAAGGCCGAUGUCAUUUUGAAGUACACACCAGACGAAGCUCGAAAUCUGAAGACGUACGGCGAGUUUCCGGAAUCGGUUCGCAUCAACGAGACAGUCACAUUCGUCGAGGAUGGCUUCGAUGAGGAUAUUGAGUUCGGCGAUGAGAUUAGUUCGGAGGACGAUGCUGAUUCCGUAGACAACAUCUGAUCCAAAAAGAAUGAAACAGCAGCCACAGAAACCGCAGCUGCAGAAUCUGUUCACGAAUAGGGAAAUAAA
Messenger RNA from Drosophila hydei, 694 nucleotides. It is a transcript of the gene eIF1A, whose product is annotated as eukaryotic translation initiation factor 1A, X-chromosomal. Bases 179 to 625 code for a protein of 148 amino acids. The transcript is spliced from 3 exons. Gene Ontology annotation, cellular component: cytoplasm. The record is from RefSeq and is a predicted model, not a curated record. Gene Ontology annotation, molecular function: translation initiation factor activity; RNA binding. NCBI's taxonomy places the organism in Eukaryota, Metazoa, Arthropoda, Insecta, Diptera, Drosophilidae. Gene Ontology annotation, biological process: translational initiation.